GCAACACAACGCAACAUGGCGCCAUGUCUCGCUGUCACUCUGUCCUCUGGCUACAAGAUGCCUGUCCUUGGCUUCGGCACCUACAACAACAUGGAAGAUCACGAGGCGGUGGGUGAGUCGGUGAAGGUGGCUGUGGAUGCUGGUUACCGCUAUUUCGACACGGCCCAUCUCUACCUCUGUGAACCCGCUAUAGGCAAAGCCCUCCGCCAGAAAAUAGACGAGGGUGUGGUGAAGCGUGAAGAGCUCUUCAUAUGUUCCAAGCUCUGGAACGAUCGACAUGGAGACGUGGAAGAAUCGUUGAUGGAGUCGCUGAAUGACCUGGGACUGACCUACCUUGACCUCUAUAUAAUACACUUUCCAGUGUCCUUCAAGCGACACCCAAGAAUUCAGAAUUCUAAAGAGCUGAAUGCAGCGUACGAACCAGGGCACGUCGACAUUCUGGACACCUGGAGGGACAUGGAGAAACUGGUGGACAGGGGACUAGUUCGAAGCAUCGGCUUGUCGAAUUUUACCAUUCCUCAGAUCACUCGCAUCUUGAAAGACCCCGGUGUCGCCAUAAGCCGGCAUAUCUACAGUGUGAUGUCACUGUCCAUGUCUGUGGUGCAGGUUGAGGUCCAUCCUUACUUCAGCAACAGCGACCUCGUGGACUUCUGCAAGCAGGAAGGAAUUGUUGUCACUGCCUACGCGCCUAUAGGACGAGCUGGCACUGACUACGACAUGACACCAUCUGUAAAUGUCCUCCAGGAUCCGGUAUUGAAUAAAAUUGGUGAAAAAUACAAAAAAACAGCUGCACAGGUGGCGCUGCGCUGGAUCAUACAGAGAGGUCUUACAGUUAUUGUCAAGAGUCUGACACCAGCUCGCAUUAAAAGUAACUUUCAGGUCUUUGACUUCGAACUCACCUGUGAGGAAAUGGCGGCCAUAGCGGCACUGGACCGUGGACUCCGCCUGUGUGCAUUUCCACGAUGGAGUAACGUUCCUGAAUAUCCCUUCUAAUGGGAAGGUUUGCUUUCAUCAGCGCAUUAAAAAUGAAAUAAAAAGCCGAUGUGAAUUAGUAUUCUCAUGCGAACGACGCCUGUAGUUCAAUAGAUAAGUAUACAUGUUACAAAGAAAUGCUUAUAAUACUAAUUUGAAUGAACAGAUUUUUUUCAUUCUCUCACUAUCACGGUGUAAGAUGUGUGUUUUUUACUUACAUGGAGACUUCGUAUGGCACUGACAUAAAUUGUCUGAACCACAGUAAUUUGUCAAGACUGGUCUUCACUUUAACACUUUUGAUUGAAUUGUUACUAUAAUGAACUUUUCUGGAUUUUUAUCUAUUUAUGCACCAGAAUUUUUUUUAAAAAGUGUAUAAUCCUUUUAUUUUGCUUCAGGUUUUAGACAUAUACCCCGCAUUUAGAUAGCACGAUUUUUUGUCUAUAUAUAUAUCUACUAUAUACGUUCGUUGUCAAUGCAUGUAUUCCCCCUAACUAAAGACACAAAGUAGAAAAAUAUCUUCCAGAACAUUUUUAAAGCAUAAUUCUUUUUUUAUUUAGUUUAUUCUGUAGACAUAUUUUUGUUUUAAGUGACUUCCCAAAUUUAAAGGAAUUUUUUUUUAUUAAAUAUAAAUUAAUAUGAAAUGGCAGUAUUUUAAAGCUUCAAUGACACACACACACAGAGAAGAGCGAGAUCACAUGACAUGCAUCCAAUGUCCAAAAACAUGCUCAGAUAUAUUUAUGUUUCCAGAGAUUUUCGUUAUGAAGUUCGCAUUUUUACUUUGAAGCAGAAAUAAAUAUUUUCAUUCUUUUAUUCUCUUAUACCAUGAUCAUUUAUAUUCGGCAAGUAUUCAAGGAGCAAUGCAUUUGGGUGGUUCAUUUUGGUGCUAAGCCAUGUUUUGGUGUUCAUCUUGAAAGAGUAUUUAAGAGUAGUAAAUGUUAGCAUUUACUUUUGUUCGUAGCAUAUGUCGAAAUUAUAACAAAGAGUAGUAGUAUUUUUAAAUUUUUCUUUGAUUAAAUAUAUGUUAAUGGAA
Messenger RNA from Pomacea canaliculata, 2002 nucleotides. RefSeq names its product aldose reductase-like. The transcript is spliced from 10 exons. Gene Ontology annotation, molecular function: aldose reductase (NADPH) activity. The coding region runs from base 16 to 993 and encodes 325 amino acids. The record is from RefSeq and is a predicted model, not a curated record. NCBI's taxonomy places the organism in Eukaryota, Metazoa, Mollusca, Gastropoda, Architaenioglossa, Ampullariidae. Gene Ontology annotation, cellular component: cytosol.